Messenger RNA from Fusarium poae, 285 nucleotides. It is a transcript of the gene RPS25, whose product is annotated as 40S ribosomal protein S25. Lineage: Eukaryota; Fungi; Ascomycota; Sordariomycetes; Hypocreales; Nectriaceae. Gene Ontology annotation, cellular component: cytosolic small ribosomal subunit. The coding region runs from base 1 to 285 and encodes 94 amino acids. Gene Ontology annotation, molecular function: structural constituent of ribosome. The transcript has 4 exons. The record is from RefSeq and is a predicted model, not a curated record.
AUGGCCCCCGCCGCAAAGAAGCAGAAGAAGAAGUGGUCCAAGGGCAAGGUCAAGGACAAGGCCCAGCACGCCGUCGUCCUCGACAAGACCACCUCCGAGAAGCUCUACAAGGAUGUUCAGUCUUACCGUCUGGUCACUAUCGCCACCCUCGUCGACCGAAUGAAGAUCAACGGUUCUCUGGCCCGACAGUGCCUUGCCGACCUCGAGGAGAAGGGCAUCAUCAAGCCUGUGGUUACACACAGCAAGAUGAAGAUCUACACCCGUGCCGUUGGUGGUACUGACUAA